This is a messenger RNA of Perkinsus marinus ATCC 50983, 1488 nucleotides long. RefSeq names its product 4-methyl-5-beta-hydroxyethylthiazole kinase, putative. The transcript has a single exon. Gene Ontology annotation, biological process: thiamine biosynthetic process. The record is from RefSeq and is a predicted model, not a curated record. Gene Ontology annotation, molecular function: magnesium ion binding; ATP binding; hydroxyethylthiazole kinase activity. Gene Ontology annotation, cellular component: cytoplasm. Lineage: Eukaryota; Perkinsozoa; Perkinsida; Perkinsidae. The coding region runs from base 4 to 1488 and encodes 494 amino acids.
GGUAUGUCAUCGGAGUUGUAUAAGGUGUACGCAUGUACCAAUGGCAAAUUUAGCCUGGAACUUCCUCGAAUGGUGGCCUCUGCUGUCGCUGGUGGCGCUACAUGUGUCCAGUUGCGGUUGAAAGACGUGAGUACUGGUGAUUACGUGAGGAUGGCGAAGGAGACUAAGAGGCUUAUGCCCCGGCAUGUCCCGCUCAUCAUUGACGAUCGAGUUGAUGUCUGUAUGGCUAGUGGUGCUGAUGGUGUUCAUGUUGGUGACACGGACAUGACUGUGAAGGAUGCCCGUUCCAUCAUUGGUCCUAAUAAGAUCCUCGGAGUAUCAACCUAUGGCCGUCGAGUAGAUGCUAUCGCUGCCAUUGAGGAUGGUGCUGAUUACAUUGCCACUGGUGCUGUCUAUCCAACGGUUACCAAGCCUGGGGCAGUUCCUAAGGGAUUAGAUCAGAUAGACGUCCUCAAGGAAGCAUUGAAGACGACUGGGAAGACUCUGCCUAUAGUGGCGAUCGGAGGCAUUAGCCCUGUCACAGCAAUAGACUGUGUACAGAGAGGCGCCGAUGGUGUAUGCGCUGUGAGCCAAAUCUUCGACUCUUGGGAAUCGCCCGAGUCACGCGCUAGGAAGUUUCUCAAAUCAUAUUGUUCUGGCAUGGAGAUAAGGUCGAAGCUGAGCACCCAUAAGCGCUACAACAAUGAUAUGGUGACAAGCCUGUGGGGACAGUUGGGCAAGGUUAACCCUCUCACUCAAUGUAUCACCAACUACGUCUCGAUGAACUUCACGGCGAAUUCCCUCUUGGCUGCGGGUGCCUCCCCAGCCAUGGUUCAUGCUGAGGAGGAAGCUCCCCAGUUCUUGGAAAUGGCCGCUGCCCUUAACGUUAAUAUCGGCACUCUGUCAAGCAACUGGGUAGAGUCGAUGAGGCUUUGUGCGAAGAAGGCCAUGGAGAUCGGCAAGCCGUGGGUAUUGGACCCAGUCGCUGCUGGAGCAACAGCAUUCAGGACGGGUGUCGCUACCGAACUGCUUGCUUACAAGCCCACUGUGCUGAGAGGGAAUGGUGGGGAGAUCCUGGCUCUGGCUGGGGAGACUGGUGCAGUGAAGGGUGUUGAUUCGACGAUAGGCAGCGAUGCAGCGUUGGAAGCCGCUAAACAUAUUGCCAGGAAGUUUGGCACGGUCGUGUGCAUCUCUGGUGCGACGGACUUCGUCACGGAUGGCAAAAGAGUUAUUGAGAUCUGCCAUGAUGUUCCAAUGCUCCCCACUGUUACGGCUACUGGCUGUACUCUCAGUGCCCUCAUGACCUCCUUCUGCGCUGUUGCCAAGAACCCACUCGAUGCUGCCGUAGCGGCUUGCGCGGGAUGGUCCUUAGCUGCUCAAGAGGCAUCGGUGACUGCGGAGGGCCCCGGCAGUCUAGCUCUUAAGAUGCUCAACAUUCUCCCCAGGCUUAGGGAUCCGGCUUGGCCAGCAUGGAGAAGACUUGCCAUUUUUGAACAUAAUUGUCAAUAG